Molecule: messenger RNA, 2909 nt
Organism: Sebastes umbrosus (honeycomb rockfish)
Lineage: Eukaryota; Metazoa; Chordata; Actinopteri; Perciformes; Sebastidae
Gene: fsd1l
Product: fibronectin type III and SPRY domain containing 1-like
Exons: 13
Coding region: 353-1720 (455 amino acids)
Molecular function (GO): protein binding
Source: RefSeq, a predicted model, not a curated record
CUCUCUCUCUCUCUCUCUCUGUCUGUGUCUCUCUCUCUCUCUCUCUCUCUCUCUGUCUGUGUGUCUCUCUAUCUCUCUCUCUCUCUCUGGUCGAGACAGCAUCACUUUGAAUGGAGGAUUUAGAGCUCAGACUCUCUCUGGUCGAGUCUCUAUCGGUGUUAACGGACUGUUGAUCAGCAGCUUUUAAUCUUUAUUUUAUUUUAUUGAAAUAACAGUUCAGGUGUUUCUCUCUCUUCAGGACGCUCUGUGCAGGAUCAUCAGCACGUUAGCCAAUAAGAACGAAGAGCUCCAAACCUUCCUGGAAACGGUCGACAGCACGCUGACGGGACUGCAGGAGGAGUCAUGUCAGGUGAUGUCAGAGCUGGAGGCGGAGCUCGAACAGCUAAGCUCCGCCCUGGAGGAGAAGGGGGCGGGUCUUCGUGCCGUCAUUAAGGAGGAGAAGCAGAGGAAAGAGGCGGAGCUUCAGAAGCAGCUGUCGGAGGGAAAGUCCGCUCUGCUGUCGUGUGAAGAGCUGCUCGAGUUCGCAAAUCAAACACUGACAAUCGCCAACGAAGAAGAAUUCCUAAAGGCUGCAAAACAAAUCAAAGAAAGGGUAACCAUGGCUCCAGCGUUCCGGCUGACGACUCGUCCGGCGGCGUCGGAGAACAUGUCGCAAUUCACCGUCGACUUCAGCGCGGAGAGGGCGGGGCUUCAGCGACUUCACUUCCUGCCAGUACCCAAAGCUCCAGAGAUCGACGUCUCCAGCUGCGUCGUCCGUGACAACACCAUCACGGUUGCCUGGCGACCGGCUGGUGAUGUUGACAGCGAUGGCGACGGUGUCAGCGUCGGCGUCAGCGGGCGAAUCGAACGCUACGAACUCGAAUACCGAAAAACAAACCGUGACAGCUCGCUGAGAGCUGCAGGAGAGGCAUGCUGGGAAAAAAUCCUCGACAUCAGAGAGACACACGUCAACGUCUCAGGUCUAAAGUUUGACUCUCGCUUCGUCGUCUUUCGAGUCCGAGCGAGAAACAAAGCGGCCGCCGGCGAGUUCUCUGAGCCUGUCGCCAUGGAAACCAGAGCGUAUAACUUUGGGUUUGACGCGGCGACGGCUCACGCUGAGCUGAAGGUCGAGGGCGACACGGUGACCUGGGAGCCGCAGGGGGUCAAAGGUCACGACCCCCGACUGAGAGGAAAAGAGAAUAAAAGCAGCAGAAGCGCCACGCCGUCCCCCAAUAAGACAGCAGGAAGUCGAGCAGGACGCGACCGGUUCGCCGGAGAGUCGUACACGGUGCUGGGUGACCAGGAGAUGAUUGACGGCUGUCACUACUGGGAGCUCCGCCCCCUCAGUGACUGGAAGUCGUUCAGCGUGGGCGUGGCCUAUCGGGCCAGCCUGGCUCGCUUCGACCAAUUAGGGAAAAGCUCCGGUUCCUGGUGUCUCCACGCCAGCCAAUGGCUGCAGAGCUCGCUCGCCGCGAAGCACAACAACAGAGCGAAGGCGCUGGAUUGGCCGCUGCCUCAGCGAAUCGGAAUCUACUGCGACUACGACAACGGAGAUUUAUCGUUCAUCGACGUCGACCGACUUCGUCUUCUUCACUCCUUCAAAACAAAGUUCAGCCAGCCGCUCGUCCCCGCCUUCACUGUUUGGUGCGGUGGUAUCGCCAUAGCGACGGGCCUGCAGGUGCCGAGCUUCAUGGGUAAUUUCCUCUCCCCCAAUCAGAGCCUCAGCAACCUGUCACAGUAGAUCGACCUCCUCCAGUCAUCUGUUUUUAUUUUAUUAUUGUUAUUUUUGAUAAUUAUCAUUAAUUUAUUCAUUUUGUAUAUUUGUAUUUAUUAAUUUUAAUUUAAUACAAAACAUAAUAUAAUAUUACAUAUAUAUAGAAAUUACUUGUGAAUUGUUUUCAUUAUCAAAUUUAAAUAAAUGUGAUCAUAUAAAUAUAUUAUAUUGAUAAUUGUUACCUGUUUUAUUUUGAAAUUCUGGACCUGAAGCCAUAGAUUUAGUUUGAGUGUUUUUAUUUUGAAACUGUAAUAGUAUUGUCUGUUAGCUCGGGCUUUUAUUUGACUGAUUUUGUGUAACAGGAAACAGCGUUUAUAAACGCCAGCUGGAGAAAUAAAACUAUAUUAAAACAUUGAACAGCGAUGAAAAGGAGACGAAUAAUGACCUCAUCUGUUUUCCAUAGUUCCGUUUCUAUGGCAGACUUUUAUUUUGAAAAUAGCAACAUGAAAACAGAUUGCCUCUGGCUUUUAUUUUGAAGGCUGAAACAAGAUGUAAUUUAUUUUGAAGUUCAUGAGGAAGUUCUAUGUUUAAUUUGUGUGAAAGACUUUUAUUAUGGAAGACCUCAUUAGAUAGGGUGUUGUGCAUUCGUACUGGCUUUUAUUUUGAAAGUUAGGGCAGAACUUUCUGUCAUAUUGACCAAAUGACUGAAUUUUAUUUUGAAGAUAAUUAUGAAUAUUAAAUUGUACUUUCAUAGAUUUGUUUGUUUGUUUGUUUUAUUAAAUAAAACAGUUCAUAUCUGACCUGGAAUCAGAGCUCAUUUAUACUAAUAAUGUAAUCAUUUAAAUUGUUUGUAUUUAUUGAUUGUGUGUAAAUGUCACAUCUGGAAUCUGAUUCAAUGUUUUAUAUCAAAAUAAACAUUUUGAUAAACUGUGAAGAAAUCAAAUAAAGUUUAAAACUGUGGAAAUAUGUCGACUAAAUGAAAUCGUGUCACUUUGACUUUUCCCCCCAAACAUCGUUACUCAACAGCCUUCCCUUUAUAUGCAGGCUUUUAAUGUGAAAAACAUCAGGAAGUGCUUCUUCACAAGGAUCUGAGAGUCUGACGCAACUCUGAUGAAUUAAAUAUUAAAUAUGUAAUAUUAAAUAUUACAUAUUUAAUAUUUAAUAUUUAAUAUGAAAUAUUAAAUAUUAAACUGAACUCAUCAUGUUUACUGUAGUU